Cololabis saira (Pacific saury) is the source of this 959-nucleotide messenger RNA. RefSeq names its product U2 small nuclear RNA auxiliary factor 1 (gene u2af1). The coding region runs from base 41 to 748 and encodes 235 amino acids. The transcript is spliced from 8 exons. The record is from RefSeq and is a predicted model, not a curated record. NCBI's taxonomy places the organism in Eukaryota, Metazoa, Chordata, Actinopteri, Beloniformes, Belonidae. Gene Ontology annotation, cellular component: spliceosomal complex; U2AF complex. Gene Ontology annotation, molecular function: pre-mRNA 3'-splice site binding; metal ion binding. Gene Ontology annotation, biological process: mRNA splicing, via spliceosome.
AGUCGUCAUCCAUGCCCGUUUUGAACAGAGGAGGGCUAAAAUGGCAGAGUACCUGGCAUCCAUUUUUGGGACAGAAAAAGAUAAGGUCAACUGUUCUUUUUAUUUCAAAAUUGGUGCCUGCCGACAUGGAGACCGCUGCUCCAGAUUACACAACAAGCCAACAUUUAGUCAGACGAUUGCGCUGCUUAACAUUUACCGGAACCCUCAGAACAGCGCCCAGUCCAUGGACGGACUGACCUGUACCGUCAGUGACAUGGAGAUGCAGGAGCACUAUGACGAAUUCUUUGAGGAGGUCUUCACAGAAAUGGAGGAAAAGUACGGAGAAGUGGAAGAAAUGAACGUCUGUGACAACCUUGGGGACCAUCUUGUGGGAAAUGUUUAUGUGAAGUUCCGUAAUGAGGAGGAUGCUGAGAAGGCCGUGAUAGACCUGAAUAACCGCUGGUUUAACGGGCAGCCCAUCCAUGCCGAGCUCUCUCCGGUCACAGAUUUUAGAGAAGCCUGCUGUCGCCAGUAUGAGAUGGGAGAGUGCACCCGUGGUGGCUUCUGUAACUUCAUGCAUCUGAAGCCCAUCUCUCGUGAGCUGAGGAGAGAGCUGUACGGCCGCCGGAGGAAGGGGGGCCGCCGCAGGUCUCGGUCUCGAUCGAGAGAAAGGAGGUCCCGCUCCAGGGACAGAGGCCGAGGAGGCGGAGGCGGCCGGGACCACGAGAGACGUCGCUCCAGAGACAGAGAGCGCUCAGGGCGGUUCUGAGCGGAACCCCACGACUACUUUACCCCUUGUCCCUGAAUCCAUCCCAUCUUUUUUAAGUAUGUUCCCUACCAGAUCUGUUCUAGGAAUGCCUGAGAUGUACCCAGUUUUGAAGCUGUGACAGCAUUGAAAAACUUUUUUCUUUUUUUUUUUUUUUCUUGUCUUGAUUUCUUAAAAAUUACUUUCACCUCAUUAAAAUUAAAUUUUUACUUAA